Messenger RNA from Eurypyga helias (sunbittern), 2024 nucleotides. It is a transcript of the gene ABTB1, whose product is annotated as ankyrin repeat and BTB (POZ) domain containing 1. Gene Ontology annotation, cellular component: ubiquitin ligase complex; cytoplasm. The transcript is spliced from 11 exons. The annotation marks the transcript as partial. The record is from RefSeq and is a predicted model, not a curated record. Gene Ontology annotation, molecular function: protein binding. Lineage: Eukaryota; Metazoa; Chordata; Aves; Eurypygiformes; Eurypygidae.
AUACCUUCUUGAACAGCGAGAUGUGGAAAUUAAUGUCCGUGAUAAGUGGGACAGUACACCUCUGUAUUAUGCUUGCCUCUGUGGACACGAGGAGCUUGUACGCUAUCUUCUAGCUAAUGGAGCGAGGUGCGAGGCAAACACUUUUGAUGGGGAACGCUGUUUGUAUGGAGCUCUGAGUGAUGCCAUCCGACGUCUGCUGAAGGAGUACAAGCAGAUCACAGCGAAAUGCAUGAAGAGAGACUACUACGAUGUCUUCCUGCAGCGGUUGCUGGAGCAGGGUUACCAAAGCGACAUCGUCUUCAUUGUUCACGGCAAAUCCUUCUGUGCCCACCGCUGCAUUCUCGGCGCUCGCAGCGCCUACUUUGCGGAAAUGUUUGAGACCAAAUGGAAGGGGAAGAACAUGAUAGUGCUGAAGCAUCCCCUGAUUAAUCCAGCAGCUUUUGGCUCUCUUCUGCAGUAUCUAUACACAGGUCGUCUUGAUAUCGACGUCGAAUAUGUAAAUGAUUGCAAGAGGUUAGCCAAGCAGUGUCGGCUGCAGGACCUCAUAGACGACCUGGAGACCAAAUGUAAAAAAGUCUAUGAAUUUGUCUCUUCCAAGCCAGGGACCUGUGUGAAAGUGCUGACGAUUGAGCCCACAGGUAACUGCCAGUUGCAGGAAGAUCUGGCUCUUCUAGCAGACUGCGCCCUGCCAGCCGAACUGCGGGUUGGUUUUGGGGAGCUGCCGUUUGACAGCACCGACAACUUUAACAGUUGUGCCGACGUGUGUUUCCGGGUGGCAGACUACAACUUUUUGUGCCAUAAGGCAUUUUUCUGUGGUCGCAGUGAUUAUUUCAAAGCCCUUCUUGAAGAUCAUUUCAGUGAGAGUGAGGAGCUGCAGACACAGCCCAGCAUCCCUGUGGUGACUCUCCACAACAUCUCAGAAGACAUCUUCAUCCGGGUCCUCUACUACAUCUACAGUGAUGAUACAGAGCUGUCCCCAGACAAUGCCUAUGACGUGCUGUGCGUGGCAGACAUGUACCUGCUGCCUGGGCUCAAGCGCCUUUGUGGCAGGACCUUGGCUCAGAUCCUUGAUGAGGACAACGUUGUCAGCAUCUGGCGGAUCGCAAAGCUGUUCCAGCUGACCCGGCUGGAGGACCAAUGCACGGAGUACAUGGCAGAGAUCAUCGAGAAGCUGGUGGAGUUGGAGGAGUUUGUGGCUGCUGUCAAGGAGAAUGCGGAGGCUGUGGAGGAACGGCAGGAGACUGACUCCAUUCCUCUGGUUGAUGACAUCCGCUUCCACAUCACCAGCAACGUGCAGACUUACAGUGCCAUCGAGGAAGCCAACCAGAAACUUGAAGCUCUGGAAAACCUCCUGGCCAGUAUAGGGCUUGAGUGCUGAUGUGUGCAAACCCCGCCUGUCCUACGCAGCCUGCGCUGUCCCCGCUGGGCUGGCUCGGAGUGCGAGGACGUCCGAGUCUCGGAAUGUCUCUCUGCCCCUUCUUUGUCCUCCUUCCCAUCUGUUUUCAGGCAUGGUUUCUUUUUAAUUUAUUUAUGUCCAUACAUUUGCAUGUCUGGUUUGUGUUUGGUUUUGGUUUUUUGUUUCUCCUUUCAGAAGUAGCUCCCAAAGCUCAGCCCAAAUCAGUAGCUGCUCCGUUGUGUAAUACAGUGCGGACAGGAGACUGCAGGCUGUCGGGGGUGGUAAGGGCGCUGUUCUAGGGGACUUGGUACGUACGGCCCAGUGUUAGGACCCAUCCUGCUCUGUUGGCCAGCAACACACUUCUGAAUCUGUUUCAGCCAGGAUAUUUGUUGAAUUGCCACCAGCAGAGGAAGAAAACUGGAUUAAGCUCUCCAAAUAAGUAUAGUGGAAGGGAGCUGGCCUUUCUUUCUCUGUCAGCAUUAUAAGAUUGGCAAAGGUGGGCGGUGGUUCUUUAACAGGGACACAGGAGUACUUGGCUGAAGUACCGUCUUCACCUGCUAUGCUAGUUCUUAGAUGAAAAAAACCAAAGUGAUUUCCAGGUCUUCCCUAUCUUUUCAUUACUUCGAAG